This is a messenger RNA of Drosophila elegans, 531 nucleotides long. RefSeq lists its product as uncharacterized. The transcript is spliced from 2 exons. Lineage: Eukaryota; Metazoa; Arthropoda; Insecta; Diptera; Drosophilidae. The record is from RefSeq and is a predicted model, not a curated record. Bases 39 to 446 code for a protein of 135 amino acids.
UUAAAAACAUUCGCCUGGAUAAAUCGUUCACUGGCAGUAUGUUCAAGUUCACAAAUAUUAUAUGGUGCGCGUUUGUUGCCCUGAAUAUUUAUGGAUCACCAGCAUAUUGCAAGGAAAUUAGGAGAUCCAAUUUUCUGUUAGAGGACGCCCCUAACCAAUGCGGGGCUUUUUGCCUUUCAGCACUAAGUCCACUGUACGAUCAAAUGGCUAAUUUCAAGGAGUCAUUAUCUAAAGUUAUACCCCAGAUGGAAAGUCUACUGAAAAACUUCGACGAAAAAUUAGACAGUGUGCAAGGCCAACUGAAUGCGGUACUGAUGAGGAUGGAAAAUGCCUUAGCCAUAAACACAACCAGUACUCAGACUUCACAGGAGCCAAAGAUAGUGACUUCCGUUAAAAAGCAUUCCCCCGAAAUUCGAGUUGAUAGGCUCAAGGUAUUUUUACAUUGAGAGGAAAUUUCCUCAAAAUUGGACAAGUGCUGCCAGUACCUGUCGCCAAAUGGGUGGGCAUCUGGCCUCGAUUAAAGACGAAGAG